AUGUCUUCUACUAAUCAGCGUCGUUCUACAAUUCGACAACCAGUCGAGCUUGAAGAUCCGAGAUCAACACCAGAUCCGAAGAGAUACUCUGAACCACCCGCAUUGGGGCACAGAUGUGUUCUGUGCCGCAAACUCCGGUCCACGGCUUACCAGAGAGAUCAUCCUAUCGCUCCGGGAGAAGAGCCAAUUCCUGGGGUCUGUUCGCGACCAGCAUGCAGCGCCAGGAAGAGAGCAUGGGAUGCAUCAAAGAAGCCUUCACAGGUGAUGGUCGUGGAGAUGCACUGUUACAUUUACAACUAUGAUUGCCCUGAUCAGUCUACUGAUGCGCCACUCACGGUCGAGCUGCCUGGAGAAGAGAAGGGCUGGCGAAAGGAGCUACCCCAUGGAGAUUACUGGAAGUCGACCUGGACGCAAAAGACCCCAAGCGCGUUUAACGAUAUGCCAAAAGCGCCGCCACGGGUCACUCCCACGACCAAACCAACUUUUAUACCUCGCUAA
This is a messenger RNA of Exophiala xenobiotica, 498 nucleotides long. RefSeq lists its product as uncharacterized. The transcript has a single exon. NCBI's taxonomy places the organism in Eukaryota, Fungi, Ascomycota, Eurotiomycetes, Chaetothyriales, Herpotrichiellaceae. The record is from RefSeq and is a predicted model, not a curated record. Bases 1 to 498 code for a protein of 165 amino acids.